UCUCCACAAAGAUGCACUCUGUCUAAACUGUGGCUGGAUGUUACUGGGUCUCUGUAAGAGGGGAAACAUAUUUCAUAAAAGGCCCAAUGUUCAUGGUCUCCUUUGGUUUGCUCUUGAGUUUUGGAAACCCUGAGCUGUGGCCAGUUUUCAGCCUUCAAAACUGAGAUGGACCACCCUUGAGAGGGAGUAGUCAGGGACGAAGCAUGCUCACGCUCUCUCUCCUGAGCCGGGGACAUGGGAAGUUGGUCCAGAACAGACAGAAGUUGGAAGUCUAUUUUGAACCAGAGGACUAUUUGAACUGGAAGUCUCCGGAAGACUAUGUCCUGGUUAGCAAAUCCCAGGAUGGGGACAGUGGCAGCCAGCACUCCUGGAGCCUCUUUCUUCCUAAGACCUUCAGCACAAGGAAGGGGGCGCUGAUCCUGUACUCGGAGGGGCUAGCUGUAUCAGCAUGGACACCCAAAGAGAGGAGAAGAGGUCACAGGAAGAAGCCAGGCCUUGAACUGCACACGCUGCAAGACCUCAAAGAAGCCAUUUUGGCAUAUGGAAGGAGACAGAGAGAGCAGGACAGAGCCUGGCAACCUUACCUCUACUUCCGAAGCAAGCCAGAGAGCCAGAGUCAACGGCAGAUCCAGCCUGGGUAUUCGGCCAAGAGAUACCUCCGAGGCCUCUUACAGACAUGGCCCCUUGAUACAAAGUACAGACUCCAGUGUGCAGAAUUUAAAGUCCAAUUCCGCGCUACGGCACAGUCUCCAGGCUCUGUGGUCCAGGCUCUAGCCCAGCUGUUGUCUUUCGUCUUCGCUGACAUCUGCAUCACCAGAGUACUUGGCCCUCCCUGCUCACACACUCUUCAAUCUCAGCUCGUCACAAUCCGUAGCCCGAUCCAGAACCUGUUCCCCACCUACCCCUCAGAGAUCUUCUAA
Messenger RNA from Phodopus roborovskii (desert hamster), 920 nucleotides. RefSeq names its product KIAA2012 ortholog. The record is from RefSeq and is a predicted model, not a curated record. Lineage: Eukaryota; Metazoa; Chordata; Mammalia; Rodentia; Cricetidae. The transcript has 4 exons. Bases 204 to 920 code for a protein of 238 amino acids.